ACCUCGAUAACUUGCUUUCUUUGACCCGGCCGGGCGCCCAUCCCGACCCGGCGGGUCUCGGUGCCGCCGCUCCGAGCAGGGGCGGUCCCGGCGGCUCCCGGUGCCGCCAUUCGGAGCGCGGGGCGGGGUCGGCGCUGAGGGGUCGCCCAUGGCGGGCGCGGGCGGGCCCGGGGCCGCAUCGGCCCUCUCGGCCCUCUCGGCGUCCUGCCCGAGCCGCGGCUCCUCCACGCCGCGCGCGGUCGGGCGGGCGGAGCGGACGCCCCGCUACACCCUGGGGCUGCUGCAGACGCCGCGCAGCUCGGACAGCACCGGCGGCUCCUCAGGCGGCGCGGCGCGGCCGGGCAACUCCAGCGGGGAAGGCCUCGCUCCCGGGCUCGCCGCCGGGAGCAGCGGGGCGAAGGCGGCAGUUUCCGAUAGAGGAGAAUCAUAUUUUGGGGACAAAAGUUCUUGUAUAGAAAAUGCUAACACACUGAAUCUCACAACUUCUUCUUCUGUGCGAGGCCUGAAUAGCACAUGUAUUGGAAAAACACCCCUCUCUUCCAGCAGAUCUGUUUGCAGAAGCCAUACGCCUCUUAUGGGAUAUUCCGUUACAUCCUCAUCUGCAGUCUCUGCUCACAGUGUUGCAUCAGUUAUUGUAGCUGUAGUAGAAGGAAGAGGCCUUGCCAGAGGUGAAGUCGGAAUGGCCAGUAUUGACUUAAAAAAUCCUGAGAUGAUAUUAUCACAAUUUGCAGACAAUACAACUUAUGCCAAGGUUAUUACUAAACUCAAGAUUUUAACACCAUUAGAAAUAAUAAUGUCAAACACUGCUUGUGAUGCAGGGAACACAACAAAACUCUUCAGUCUGAUUACAGAGCAUUUCAAGAAUGUGACUUUUACAACUGUCCAAAGAAAGUACUUCAAUGAAACAAAGGGUUUGGAAUACAUAGAACAAUUGUGUGCGUCUGAAUUUAGCACCGUUUUCAUGGAGGUUCAAUCAAAGUAUUACUGUCUUGCAGCUGCUUCAGCUUUGCUAAAAUAUGUUGAAUUUAUUCAAAAUUCCGUUUAUGCUCCUAAAUCACUCAAGGUGCGUUUCCAGGGGAGUGAGAAAACAGCUAUGAUAGAUUCAUCAUCAGCACAAAAUCUUGAACUAGUAAUUAAUAACAGAGAUUCUCGGAAUGGUCACACACUUUUUGGGAUCCUAAAUUACACUAAAACUCCUGGUGGAAGUCGAAGACUGAGGUCCAAUAUCCUGGAACCUCUGGUUGAUGCUGAAACAAUUAACAUGAGACUGGACUGUGUUCAGGAAUUACUCCAGGAUGAGGAGCUCUUUUUUGGUCUUCAAGCAGUUAUCUCAAAAUUCCUGGAUACAGAACAACUACUUUCAGUUUUGGUACAAAUUCCAAAGCAGGAUACGAUCCUUAGAAGUUCGUUCAGCAUUCAACUUUUGGUAGAGAUGAGGACCACCUACUUUGGAUUACUUGAUUACCCAUCUGAAGAACAAGUUCAGCAGAUUUUGUGCCUGACAAAGUUCCGGGUUAAAACUGCUGAAUCAAAAAUAACCAAUUUAAUCUACCUGAAGCAUACUUUAGAACUUGUGGAGCCUCUGAAAGCUGCUUUAAGAAGCUGUAACACACAGCUGCUAAAGGCUUAUUACAAUUCUCUUGAAGAUACAAGAUUUGGAAUCAUGCUUGAAAAGAUUACAACUGUAAUUAAUGAUGAUACAAGAUACACAAAAGGAUGUCUGAGUAUGAGGACCCAGAAGUGCUAUGCUGUCAAGCCUAACAUCAAUGAAUUUCUUGACGUAGCUCGUAGAACAUACACAGAAAUCAUUGAUGACAUAGCAGGUAUGAUAACGCAACUUGCAGAAAAGUACAACCUACCAUUGAAAACCAGUUUCAGCUCUGCUCGUGGAUUUUUUAUCCAGAUGAAUGCUGAUUGUUCAAUGUUACCCAAUGGCCAGCUUCCCUCAGAAUUUACAAAGAUCACUAAAAUGAAGAAUACAUAUAGCUUCACUUCGGCAGAUUUAAUAAAAAUGAAUGAAAGAUGUCAGGAGUCCCUGAGAGAAAUAUAUCACAUGACCUACUUAAUAGUGUGUAAACUACUGAGUGAGAUCUAUGAACAUAUUCAUUGCCUGUACAAGCUGUCUGACAUUGUGUCUAUGCUGGAUAUGCUGCUUUCCUUUGCCCAUGCCUGCACUCUUUCGGAUUAUGUUCGUCCAGAAUUUACGGAUACUUUAGCAAUCAAGCAGGGAUGGCAUCCCAUUCUUGAAAAGAUAGCUGUGGAAAAACCUGUGGCUAACAACACGUAUCUGACAGAGGGCAACAAUUUUGUCAUUAUUACAGGACCAAAUAUGAGUGGAAAAUCAACAUACCUAAAACAGAUUGCACUCUGUCAAAUUAUGGCACAGAUUGGUUCUUACGUCCCAGCAGAGUAUUGUUCUUUUCGAAUUGCAGAGCAGAUUUUUACCAGAAUAGGUAUGGAUGAUGAUAUAGAAACAAAUGCAUCAACAUUCACGAAGGAAAUGAAAGAGAUAACGUACAUCGUACAAAAUGCUAAUGAUAAAUCACUCAUCAUAAUUGAUGAACUUGGCAGAGGUACCAGUGCUGAAGAAGGUAUUGGCAUUUGUUAUGCUACCUGUGAAUAUCUGUUGAAUUUAAAGGCAUUUACACUGUUUGCUACACAUUUCCUGGAACUGUGUCAUAUGGAUGCUUUGUAUCCCAAUGUGGAAAAUUACCAUUUUGAAGUGCAACAUGUGAGAAGCAGUGCUGGAAAUAAGGAGAAAAUUGCCUACACUUACACACUUUCUAAAGGAUACACAGAGGAAAAGAACUAUGGACUAAAAGCUGCAGAAGUUUCCUCCCUACCAUCAUCUGUAAUUUUGGAUGCAAAGGAAAUCACAAAUCAUAUUGCAAAACAAAUUUUGCACAGGCAGAAGAGCACUCCUGAGAUGAUGAAACAGAGAGCUGCGUACCAUUUAGCAAUGAGAUUGGUUCAGACUGCCAGAAACUCUCGAUUGGACCCCGACAGUUUGCGUAUAUAUUUGAAAGGCCUGAAGAAAAAGUAUGAAGCCAGUUGUCCUGCACCUGGAAAAAAUGAUGAGCAACAGUAAUGUGUAACAAAGGCUGUUGCUCUAAUUUUUACAACUGCAAGAUGAUUCUGGUUUUUCCCCCAUAGUAUUAGAAAACACUUUUCACAUGGUUUUAAAUUUUUAAUUCUUAGUCUAAAUUAUACUCACUAGUGGAAGACCAUAUCCUUUUUGGUUUUUUUCCCCAAAGCAUACCUGGAAUAAAAGCAUUUACUUCUAUGAGGAACACAAUUCUUUUCGACAGUAAAUUAUAUAAUUUUAGUUAUUUUAGAGACCAAAAAAGUUAUAUAAUAUUUAGUGUUUUAUAGAUGAUAUAUCUGUUACUACAGUUUUUACAUCUGAUACAAAAGAUCUUGCCUAAGAAAAAGCAUUUUGAAAGAGAUGGUCCACUUGUCCUGCAUAGGCAAGCUCUACUUGCACUGUUGAACAUGCAUCCAGAAAUCCUGUUGUUCCCUAGUCAAGGAGGGUUCUAACUCCUGAGUCAUUGUGUGUAAUCUAAUGUAAUAUAGGCAGUACAAGUCUGCUGCCCCUCGAGAAUUGGGCAACCAGAGCAUUUUUGUAACACAG
This is a messenger RNA of Pipra filicauda (Wire-tailed manakin), 3631 nucleotides long. RefSeq names its product mutS homolog 4 (gene MSH4). Gene Ontology annotation, biological process: reciprocal meiotic recombination; mismatch repair. Gene Ontology annotation, cellular component: nucleus. Lineage: Eukaryota; Metazoa; Chordata; Aves; Passeriformes; Pipridae. The record is from RefSeq and is a predicted model, not a curated record. The coding region runs from base 149 to 3088 and encodes 979 amino acids. Gene Ontology annotation, molecular function: ATP binding; ATP-dependent DNA damage sensor activity; mismatched DNA binding. The transcript is spliced from 21 exons.